This is a messenger RNA of Cladophialophora yegresii CBS 114405, 3438 nucleotides long. RefSeq lists its product as uncharacterized. Bases 1 to 3438 code for a protein of 1145 amino acids. NCBI's taxonomy places the organism in Eukaryota, Fungi, Ascomycota, Eurotiomycetes, Chaetothyriales, Herpotrichiellaceae. The transcript has a single exon. The record is from RefSeq and is a predicted model, not a curated record.
AUGCGGUUUGGCCGGCGCAGAUCGGGUCUAGCAGCCGACUCUUUCCAGACUGAACCCGAAACUCGUCGACGAAACCGACUGUCGAAGCCCCUCACGAGCAACGCAACCAAGAUCCAGACCUCCACGAGUGCACUGGCGCUUAGUCUGCAGGUUCCCACUCAGAGCAAGAAUGCAAGCACAACGGAGCUGCCUGCCAGCCCGUUGUCGGCGAUCUCAGGCACUGUGUUGCGCCAGCACAUCCGGAACGACAUCCUCGCCCAAGAAGAUGACAGUCACUCCCCCACUCGUACAGUCAAGAACGACUCGAGUUGGAGGGUAGCCUACAUGGUCAGUCGACUUGAAGGAAAGAAGCCAACAGCUGAAACACCCCAGAAGCAAGCGCAGCAGCAGCCGCUAGAGCCGGCGCCGUUGUCUCCAGUCAAGCCGCAGAAGAGGAAGUCUAUUCUACUUCGCCGGUUGUCAUUGCAGAGGCAGUCCAGUCUAAGCCGAACCCCCAGUUAUGAACGAGUUAACUCGCUCAAGUCUGAGACGGCGGUUACGAACACACCAACUCCUUCGCUCGACCAGAUUGUGGAAUCGCCUUCCAUUCCUCCAACCCGUCGGGCCUCUUUUGCCCCUGGCACUGCCACUAGGAGAACAUCCCCCAUCAAGGCCAAACAAGAUAUACAAGUGCAUAAGUUUCAAGAGCUGGAAGACACUGCAGCGAGAGUUGUCGAUUCGGAUUAUUUGGACUGGCAACCUCCCCCACCAAGGACCGUUGGCAGGGCCGGUACACCGUCAGACAUGGGCUAUUUGCAACUGGGCGGUUUGAGACAUGGUUCUCUACAAAUCGUCAACGGUCGUGCCUCACCGGCUUUCAGCGAAGCGUCCAAGGUGUCGAGGCAGCUUCUGACGAACCAUACACCGCCGCACCGAGAUGUGUCUAGUGAAUACGGCGAUGCUGAUGAAGAGGUCGAACAAACCGAUCUCCCAUCCAUUCACGGCGACCGCAAUGGGCCAGUGGAGCGUCGAAUUUUCAGCUGGGAAAAGGAUGAUGACGAGGUCAUUCCGCGAAGCCAUCCACUGCAGACCGUCAUGAAUCCAGAAGAAGACACCACCACUGGGAACCACACGUCGCUGAUGGCAAAUGAAUACAUUGCCGAGCUCCCAGCUAGUCCUUUCGAGCAGCAAAGGCAGAGCUCUCCCGUCGACAGUAUUCGAAGAGCUCGAUCUGAUUCGUCCCUCUUCUGGAGGCCCAGCUCGCGCUCAUCACUGCAAAGGUCACCUUCAGUUGAGAAAGGCUCGAGUGAGCUCUCUCCAAGCAGUCCCUUGCAGCUGUCGGUCUCUCCAACUGGCUCGGUAAUCCGCAAAACGAGUUUCGAGACAGCGGGCCGACGACUCCUGCAAAUGACGCCUGAUCAUAAACACCACACUUCUGAUAGCACAAUGAGCUGGCAUUCUCCGAUGGAGGCAAUAGACCCAGCUGACGAAGCCUUUCAAUCAGCGGUCGAGUUCCAAGUCCAGCUCUCACCCACUAGAAAUGGACUUAAACCAUUUCGUGCGCCAGAGAAAUCAGAUAGUGGCUAUAGCUCCAGCAACUCUCUCCGAUCUUUUCACGCCGCGAAGCGGACAACACCACCGCCGGUAGAGAUGGAAGCAUUCCCACAGGUCUCAAAUUCGACAACGGGCGGCGCUACGCCACAAUCAGCUCGACCUGCCUCCUUCCUUGUCAACAGACCAUCCAUUCUGAAGUUGCGAAGGACUGAGCUCAAUGUGCCGACUCUUGCCAAUAUGCGAUCCAGCGUCGUGUCAGCAGAGCCGGCGGUUGCCUCGAUGGCAACAGCUGUACCUGGGACUGCGAACGAUGAAGCCAAGCCUGGAAAAGCCCGGAAAAAGUUGCUGAAGAAAAGACGCCCAGUGAGCCAAAGUCCCGGUCAGAUUUCUCUCGUCAAGGUCCAGUCCUUUGAGGUGGAAAGCAUCCCUCAGGUUUCUCCGGCGGCACGAGAAAACCUUCGCGUAAGGUCGCAGACAGUCCCUGAACUGGAGCGAACGUAUAUGCCACCGGACAUCAUGGAAAACACGCCAAAUAGAUCUCUGCUUGACCUGUCCAAUACCGCUUUCAGGUUUCCCUCGCCUGGUCCGGUGCAGUCUCUUCAAGUCAAGCGAUCGAGGUCUCGUAGUCGACCAAGGACGUGGUUUGAACGUUCCAAAACGGACAUUACAGAUUCGAGAGGCGAUUCAGGCAUCAGUCGAGCCGAGGCGAAUGCCAUCAUUGAUCGUUAUGGUACUGACAGUGCAGGAUUGGGAAGAAGUCCAUACGACUUGAGCAGCCACGGUGCUCUUUCGCAGAAGUCAGGGACUGUGCCUAUCAUCUCUACGGCUCUUCCUCCCCAACCCCGCUCGAUGAUGGACGAUAGAACAGCCGCAGAGUUGUCCCGGGGUCGAAGUCGAUCGCUUCGGGAGCGUGAAUAUACUGUCCCAGGGCGGCGACUUUCCUUCAAUGACAGAGGUGGCAUACCUGGUAAGAACCUUAGCCCAGCCGGGUUUUCCAGUGAAGCACCUCCGAUCACAUCUGAAAUGUUGGAGAAGGCAUAUCGGACCUCUUCUAUGCAACGACAACCGUCAUGGAGCACCGAUCUAGCGCCACCUCCUCCACCACAUGCAUCGCGUCCUUCAUAUCUUAAUUAUGAGGAGGUUGAGUGUGAUGCAGUGGCGCCGCCACCUCCGCCGCAUUCACCUCAGCCGGUCGACAUAACGGCUGACCCUUGGGUUGCUCGGGCUGCGGCGUGGAAGGCUCGUAGAAAGUCUGCAGGCGAAGCUCUAAGACGACAAGCCUGGGACUAUCAGGAGUACGAGGGGUAUCAUGAAAGCUCCGAUAAUGAGCUUCUAUACCCAGUUAUACCUCCGGGACAGCAAUCCGAGCGGGCGCAAUACCUCUCUCCCAAGAAGUUCUCCUCAUCCCCACAAGAGUACCACCGAGGGAACAUGGGCCCGUCACGGCACCAACAGGUGUAUCGAUCGCCAUACGAGGCAGAUGAUCAUGAACCUACGUACGCGAGACCGUACGGAGAGUACCCCAUACCGCACGACACUCGCUACCCAUAUAUGAACCAAUCGAGAGAAGCUUCCCGCCACCGCCCUCUCCCGCAGCCUCGGCCUGCGAACGGAGCUGUUACCCCACGACCACACUCGAGAGCAAAUAGUGCACGCAGCUUUGCCUCGUCAAUAGCGGAAGAACUGCAUCCACGGCAUCUGGACAGGCAGCAUCCUCCGCCAGCAUUUGGUCGCUAUUCGGGUGGAAUGGCCUUCGGCUAUGAACACGGAAGUGGAUUCGGCGGCUCAGCCGGGACCAGAUCUUCCAGCGGGCAAGCCGGCGCUUCGAGGAAAGGCGUUUACCUAACGGCUAGCCACGGCGUUGACCUGGGAGAUGUGCCUGUUGGGAUCAUGGCGAGACAGUGA